AUGAAUUAUGAAAAUAGGGAUGAAGAAAAUUCUUUACCUAAAUCAACUGUUGAUAGAUUUGUCAAUAAUUGCUUACCAAAGCAGAUUACGGUGUCUAAAGACGCUAAAGAAAUGUUUUCGAAUUGUAUAAUAGAAUUUCUAAAAAUGAUCUCGCUUAAAGCAACUACAAUUUGUGAAAAAGAAAAAAAGAAAACUAUUGCUUUUGAACACUUAAUAAAAGCACUGGAGGAAAAGGGAUUUGCUGAAUAUGUAAAAACAUGUAAAGAAGCGCAAUUUAAUUAUGAAAAUUAUGUUAAAGCCAAACCUUCAAAAAUUAAUAAAUUUAAAACGUCUGGAUUGUCUUUGGAAGAGUUACAUAAUCAACAAUUGGAAUUGUUUAAAAAUGCUAAGCAAGAAUUUGAUAAAACUAUGAACGGAAAUGAAGAGACAGAAAUACAAAAUAAAUCAUUGUAA
Vairimorpha ceranae is the source of this 453-nucleotide messenger RNA. RefSeq names its product tata-binding protein-associated phosphoprotein. The record is from RefSeq and is a predicted model, not a curated record. Gene Ontology annotation, cellular component: negative cofactor 2 complex. The transcript has a single exon. Gene Ontology annotation, molecular function: general transcription initiation factor activity; protein heterodimerization activity; core promoter sequence-specific DNA binding. Bases 1 to 453 code for a protein of 150 amino acids. Gene Ontology annotation, biological process: chromatin remodeling; negative regulation of transcription by RNA polymerase II; RNA polymerase II preinitiation complex assembly. Lineage: Eukaryota; Fungi; Microsporidia; Nosematidae.